Molecule: messenger RNA, 2289 nt
Organism: Colletotrichum gloeosporioides
Lineage: Eukaryota; Fungi; Ascomycota; Sordariomycetes; Glomerellales; Glomerellaceae
Product: Polysaccharide monooxygenase Cel61a
Exons: 5
Coding region: 1-2289 (762 amino acids)
Biological process (GO): carbohydrate metabolic process
Cellular component (GO): extracellular region
Molecular function (GO): cellulose binding; oxidoreductase activity
Source: RefSeq, a predicted model, not a curated record
AUGGGCAUCAUUACUCCCUCCUCUCUGUUGCUAUCCUUGGCAACGUUGGUCGCCUCACACGGCCAUGUUGACUGGCUAGUGGCUGAUAACGUCGCCUACCGCGGCUGGGACUCUCCUGCAUUCACCUACUCGCCUCCCACAUACCCGGUCGUCGGGUGGAAGAUCGAUGCCCCUGACAACGGUUUCGUCGAGCCAGUCAACUUUGGCACGGGCGAUAUCAUCUGCCACAAGAACGGAUCUCCCGCCGGCGGCCAUGCCACCGUUCCUGCGGGAGCCAAGAUCCAGCUCGUCUGGAACACAUGGCCCGAGUCCCACAAGGGCCCUGUGAUCGACUACCUUGCCAAGUGCAGCGGUAACUGCGAGUCCGUCGACAAGACCUCGCUGAACUUCUUCAAGAUCAGCGCCGGCGGCCUCAUCGACAUGUCGCUCUCGAACGGCAAGUGGGCCGACGAUGUCCUGAUGGCCAACAACUUCACGUGGACCGUCCAGAUUCCAUCGAACCUGGCCCCAGGCAACUACGUUCUCCGCCACGAGAUCAUCGCGCUGCACUCUGGCGGCAACGUCAACGGCGCCCAGGCGUACCCGCAGUGCUUCAACCUGCAGGUCACUGGCGGCGGCUCGCUCGCUCCGGCCGGUGUCAAGGGCACGGCUCUGUACAAGUCGGACGACCCCGGAAUCUUGUUCAACCUGUACACUUCGCCUCUAGUCUACCCGAUCCCCGGUCCGACUUUGGCGGCGGGCAUUUCGUCUUCGACUGCUGCUCAGAGCACCGCCCGGCCGACUGCGACAUCCAGCGCGACGGCCCCCGGAGGUGGCAGCGGAAGCAGCCCCACCACGGCCCGGACGACAACGGCGGCGGCCCCGGCUACCACGACCACUGCCAGGACCACCACUACCACAGCGGCAGGAGGAGGCUCCGGCGGCACUACCGUUCCCAAGUACGGCCAGUGCGGUGGCAUCGGAUACACCGGCUCGACGACUUGUGCUUCUGGCUCGACUUGCCAGGUUCUCAACGAGUACUACUCCCAGUGUCACAUGCCUCUGAUCCAGGAGAGAUGGGGCAAGUACGGCGUCAAAUCUUGGUCCGUCACGAAGUUCCAGCCUGGCGCAGAUGGAGCCAAGCCGCUGUACGCGUUCGGUUCGGUUGUGUACUGGGACAACUUGGAGCAGAUCAAGACGGCUUUUGGAGGCCCGGAGGUUGGGGAGAUCAUGGGCGACGUUGCCAACUUCUCGAACAAGGAGCCAAUCUUCCUCACUGGCGAAUCAUCGAGAGUCAUAAUGAGACUUACAACAAAAUCCAUACUAUGCGCCUUCGCAGGCCUGGCCACCGCCAACCCCCUCGACUGGCUCGGCAUCGCCUCCUGGGACGUCGAAGGCUACGCCAAAGACAACCCCCUCGGCAAGACCACCGGCGGCAAGGGCGGCCCAACGGUCACCGUCUCCACCAUCCCGGAGCUCCAGACCGCCGUCGCUGGCACGGAUCCCAGAACCGUCGUCUUGAAGGGCUCUCUCGAGCUGCCCGCGCGGCUCAAGGUCGGCUCCAACAAGAGCCUCGUCGGCUACAAGACCACGGCGCACAUCACCGGCAAGGGCGUCGACGUCUUCAACUCGACCAACGUGAUCCUGCAGAAUCUCAAGAUCAGUCAUAUCCUAGAUAACGACUGCAUCACGAUCCGCAACUCGACGCGGGUGUGGGUGGACCACAACGAGUUCACCUCGGAUAUCACCAAAGGCCCUGAUUUCUACGACGGCCAGGUCGAUAUCAUCCGCGCUUCAGACUGGAUCACCGUCUCUUGGAACUACUUCCACGACCACUGGAAGUCCUCGCUGGUCGGCAACGACGCCACCUUCCGCGACCUCGACUCGGGCCACCUGCACGUCACAUACCACCACAAUCACUGGCGCAACGAGGGCACGCGCGGCCCCGCGGGGCGCUUCGGCCGCCAGCACAUCUAUAACAACCUGUACGAGGAUUUUCUCUACCAGGCCAUCCACUCGCGCUCCGACAACCAGGUGCUUGUUGAGGGCAAUGUUUUCCGCGGGAACACGCGCGAGGCGCUCAGCACGUACGGGCUCGUUAUUCCUGACGACUCGCCGAACACGUGUACGUGUGGUGAUGAGGAGUUGGAUGGGUUUGCCAACCUCGGGGCUCCCAACGACUGGGGCAAGGCUGGUGUCAACAUCACACAGAAGGGUGACUUCUAUAAGGCACCUUACAAGUUCAAGCUCACCCCAUUGCCACUUGUAGCCCCUAUCGUCAAGAUUGGCGCUGGUGUUGGAAGAGUAUAG